Molecule: messenger RNA, 4370 nt
Organism: Lepus europaeus (European hare)
Lineage: Eukaryota; Metazoa; Chordata; Mammalia; Lagomorpha; Leporidae
Gene: MFSD6
Product: major facilitator superfamily domain containing 6
Exons: 7
Coding region: 136-2529 (797 amino acids)
Biological process (GO): antigen processing and presentation of exogenous peptide antigen via MHC class I
Cellular component (GO): plasma membrane
Source: RefSeq, a predicted model, not a curated record
CGCCCCGGCGCCGCGAGCCGCCGCCCCGCGCCGGGGGGAGAGAGCUCCCCGCUCCCCGCGCAGCUGAGCGCCGCAGCCGCAGAUCUACAGUCAAAAUCUUGAAGGUCAUACACUUUCCGAUGGUGGUGGCAAGCCAUGGCGGCCGACGACAAAGUUGCUAUCUUAACUGAUGAUGAAGAGGAACAGAAGAGAAAAUACGUGCUUGCCGAUCCAUUCAAUGGUAUUUCCAGGGAGCCAGACCCACCUUCCAAUGAGACGCCCUCCUCCACAGAGACAUCUGCUCUUCCCGAGGAGGAAGUGGACUGGAUAGAGAAGCACUGUAUUAAAAUAAACAACGACCUUCUGAUCUCCAAGGUCUUUUACUUUUUCUUUUACUCUGCCUAUGGCUCUCUCUACCCACUUUUGCCUGUGUAUUAUAAGCAGCUGGGAAUGUCACCAAGCCAGAGUGGACUGCUAGUAGGCAUUCGAUACUUCAUUGAGUUCUGCAGUGCCCCCUUUUGGGGUGUAGUUGCAGAUCGCUUUAAAAAAGGCAAAAUUGUCCUCCUCUUUUCCCUUUUGUGUUGGGUUUUAUUCAACCUGGGCAUUGGGUUUGUCAAACCUGCUACCUUGAGAUGUGUACCAAAGAUUGCUCCAACAGCACCUCCCACCAACUCAAGUCACCUGUUUACCAUCCUGCCAACAAAUUCCUCUGGUAUUGCUUUCCUUACCACAUCACCAAAAAUACGUGAAAAGAGGAACCUGCUUCCUUCUAAAUGGUCGCCAACAGAAACAGGCUCUAAUAUCACAGACCCCAUUAGCUUUUCAGCAGUUUCAAACACUAGUGAGUCCAUUCUGCCACUCCAGACAUAUGAACCUACUCACCAUCCUGUGGACUUGACCUUGAGCCCAAGCACAACAACCCCUACUCCCCCAGAAAAUGUAACCAGGGAGACAACCACUGCUAUUAUCACUACCACCAAAUCUUUACCUUCUGACCAAGUCACUCUUGUUUAUGAUCAACAAGAAGUUGAAGCUAUAUUCUUGGUGAUCCUGGUAGUUGUCAUAAUAGGAGAAUUUUUCAGUGCCUCUUCUGUCACGAUUGUGGACACAGUGACUCUCCAGUAUCUGGGAAAACACAGAGACCGCUAUGGGCUGCAGCGCAUGUGGGGCUCCCUGGGCUGGGGCUUGGCCAUGCUGUCUGUGGGCAUUGGGAUUGACUACACCCACAUAGACGUGCUCAUUGAUGGAAAGGGGUGUAAACCCCCUGAGUACCGGAACUACCAGAUCGUCUUCAUCGUCUUUGGCGUUCUCAUGACCAUGGCCUUGAUUGUUGCUACUCAGUUCCGGUUUCGUUACAACCACUUCAAAAGCAACGAUAAGGGGAAGGAGGUGGAGAUCCCCCAGGUGGAGAGGAACAAUUCUGCAGAGUCCUCAGAGGACACGCCGCCCACCGCAAGCCCCUCGCAGACGUUCAGCUUCUGGGACUUGAUCAGGCUGCUCUGCAGCGUGCAGUACGGCUCCGUGUUGUUUGUGGCUUGGUUCAUGGGGUUUGGAUAUGGCUUCGUGUUCACCUUUCUGUACUGGCAUCUGGAAGACCUGAACGGAACUACAACACUAUUUGGGGUCUGCUCAGUCUUGAGUCAUGUGUCCGAGCUGACAGCUUAUUUUUUUAGUCACAAGCUUAUUGAAUUGAUUGGCCACAUCAGGGUUCUGUACAUUGGCCUGGCCUGCAACACUGCUCGCUAUAUUUACAUUUCGUACCUGGAAAAUGCCUGGACUGUUCUCCCUAUGGAAGUUCUUCAAGGAGUGACGCACGCAGCCAUCUGGGCAGCAUGCAUCUCCUACCUCAGCGCGGCUGUGCCCCCGGAGCUGAGGACGUCUGCACAGGGCAUCCUGCAGGGCCUUCACCUGGGCCUGGGGAGAGGCUGCGGCGCCAUGAUCGGAGGCGUGUUAGUCAACUACUUCGGGGCUGCGGCAACCUUCCGAGGCAUCGGCAUGGCCUGCCUGGUGAUCCUCCUGCUCUUUGCCCUGAUCCAGUGGCUGGCAGUGCCCGCUGAGGAAGAAGACAAGACCAUGUUGGCAGAGAGGAUUCCUGUUCCCUCCAGUCCUGUUCCCAUAGCAACCAUCGACCUGGUACAACAACAGACGGAAGAUGUCGUGCCGCGCCUGGAGCCCAGACUUCCGCCCAAGAAAACCAAGCACCAGGAAGAACAGGAGGAUGUGAACAAACCAGCCUGGGGGGUCAGCUCUUCUCCCUGGGUGACCUUUGUCUACGCGCUCUACCAGAUCAAAGAAAUGAUGCAACUCACAAGAGACAGCCGGGCAUCUGAGAUACAGCCAUUGCAGGGGACCAGUGAGAAUCGGGAAAACUCUCCAGCGAGCGGAGCCCAGCCAGCCCCAAGGGAGACUCCCGCUGACCCAGCUAGAAACCAGCCUCCGCCUGACGCAGCAGCAGCUCAGACACAGACCAGCCCUGCUCUCCCCAGUGUGGACCUGCGUACGGUGGAGGGCAAGGAGCCGCAGGCUCAGCCUGCCCCGGGGGGACCGUGAGGGCCCUGCUCCUCCCCGCACCCUGCAUGGAACGGGGCUCCGGGGCCAGGCCCCCAGCCCAGCACACGCCUCCCGCGGCAGACGCUUCCACAUCCACUAAACUCCUUAACGCCGAAGCCCGGGCCACGUACUGGCAGGAAGGGCAGACUCCUCUGGCCCACAGGGGCACGGGGGCCUGCGGUGUCUAAGGGCUGCAGUUCUUUGGCUGGGUGUGCGCCCCUCCCCACGUCCCUGAGAGUGGAAGCCAGCAGCCACACCAUGGGGGGACGCGCGUGGGGCAGGGGCGAUGCUCAUAGAAUUUCCCUCUUCUGAUUAUUUACUGAUUCGGUUCUUAAUGUGAGCUGGGAAAAAACAGUAUGCAUCUGUCAUUGUGUUUUUCUUAAAGAGAACCACUUAAAAAAAAAGUAUAAGACAUUUUAAAAAUAACCAGAUAAAAGUUACAUAAAAACAUAUGCUUUUGUUUGAGAAAAAAAAAGCAGCUGCAAGUUUCAUCAGAGACUGCGUAUCUCUAGCAAAUGUAUUUUUCUAUGUGUCUGGUAUAUAUUGAAAAGUCCAUUCUGAGCAGCAGAAGCUGUUACUGACUACUGCAAGCUUAGCUGAGCUUUAUAAUGCCUUUUGUUUUAAAUGGGCUGUGAAAUGGCCAGAAAUGAGGGAGUAUUUAAAACAAACAAAACAAAACAACACCAACCCACUCAGUAUCCUGUGGCUUGACAGGCAAGGGUUUGCUACACGUGCUGAUGCUGUAAAUAGCUCUGUCACUAUUUGCUAUUUAUAGUGAUCUGGGCGCUAAUUAGUUGAUGGGGCAAAACAAAUGGCUGAAUUCCCAAGGGUUCCUUUAAUGAAGCAGUACUAUUUAGAAUUCACAGUGUAAGGUUUAAGUGCCUGGGGGAGGGAUACAGUUUUUAAAAAUGCUAGGAUGGGUCCGUUUGGUUUGGUUUUUGAUGAGGUGGUCUACAGGAAGACAGGAAGGGACGUUAGGAGCAGGAAGUACUUUCCAGAAAUCUCAGCAUGGUCUUUGCCAAGAAGACACAGUCAGACACUGGACAGUUCAGAUACAGGAAUGCAGCUGUGCCGGUUACAAGUACAGUGAGAACGAUGCUGGGUGCGCCGUGAAGACAGCUUGCUGCUAAAACUGAAAGCUGGGGUAGACAGGAAGCCUGGGGAAGCGCUACGGAAGUGCACUGUGGCUUUAGCUGAAUGGAGACCAUGCAUGUGUGUAGACUAGCUGUGGACGAGCGCAGGGCAGGAAGCAAAGAACAGGAGCCGGGGAAGGGCCCCUCCCUUUACCCUAGGACCCUGGUCACACAGGAUCUGAGUCGAGGGAGGGCUUCUCCAUGACACCCUGGUUCUGUCCAAGGCUGUACCUGGGAGAAGACACCCUCCAUCAGGAUGUCUCGCUUCACCACAAACCACAGCUUAAGAAGUAGAUGAAAGAAACAGAAUUAAGCAAAUAGUUAUUUUUGCACUUGAACUGAAACGUACUGUACUGUAAAUUAUCAUGACUCAUUUUAAGUGACCUUUGAAAUCAGAUAUAUUUAUUAUGCUUGUGUAAUUAUGGAAACAAAGGAAUGGGUGACACGCUGACCCUCACCUGUGAAUGUACAGUAUGUGGAUUUGUGAACCUGACUUCCGGAAGUCAUACGCUUACAUUGUAUCUUGUGUUUACAGUUCUGAUUUAUUCCUUUGAAAAGCCUGCUGUUUUGGAAAUGCACAGUUGACAUGUUGAAAUAAAAGUACCAUUUUUAAAUAUUUCUUAAAUGAUUAAGAUGUGACCAAAUAAAUAAAAGUCCUUUACUCUAUAAUGAAAGAGACUAGAAGCCUGCCUUUCUUAUGAAACCCCG